AUGAAUUGGGUUAAUGAUCAUAUAAUAGAUAAUAAUGAAAAUAAUCAUAAUUUUAAUGAUAACAUCAACAGUAAUAAUAAUAAUAAUAAUUAUGAUAGUUAUAAUAAUAAUAUAAAUAAAUUAAGUGAUAGUAAUAAUAACAUUAAUAAUAAUAAUAAAGUUGAUGUUUUAAUAACAGAUUUUAAUAGUGGAACAGAAUUAAAAGAUCAAAAAAUUAUUGGUGAAAAAUAUUUAAGAAAAUCAAAUAGUCCAUAUAUUGUUAGAAGUGAUAUUGAAAUUGAAAAUGGUGCUAAAUUAAUAAUUGAACCAGGUGUUAAAGUAUUUUUUGCCCCAAUGGUUGGUAUUGAUGUCAAAGGAAUAUUAAAUGCAGUUGGAACUCCAAACGAUAGAAUUCUUUUGUCGUCUUUACAAGAAUCAAGUUUCGAUAGCCAAACUCUACCUGAAAUAAAAGAACUUGGAGCUCGUUUAGUAGAUGGUCCAAGUCCACUUCAAGGUAGAUUACAAGUAUAUUAUAAAGGAAGAUGGAGAUCAGUUUGCUCAAAUUCAAAAAAUUGGACAAUAUCAGAUUACGAAAUCGUUUGCAGGCAGAUGGGUUAUCAAGGAGGAAAUUUCUGGAAUUGGAUUGAAAGAGUUUGGAAUAAUCACCCUCGACUUCUAUUUGAGGAACCAAACUGUCGUGGUACUGAAUCUUCACUAUUUGAAUGUUCAUGGCAUACACGUCAAUUAGGUUCUGGUGUCUGUGAUUAUCAUAGUGAUAUUGGAAUACAAUGUCUUCCACGACAUGAUAAAUCUUUACCACAUUGGAGAGGAAUACGUUUUAUAAAUGCACCACAUACAAGCACAUUAGCGUUGGAUAAUACAAAUUAUAUAUCAAAAUCGGAAUCAAUUCUAGAAUAUAUUGAUAUAAUUAAAGCUGGAUCUGGAAAUAAUCGUAUAACAACAGCUGCUGUUGAGGUAAUUGGUAUGCCUCCACAAAUGAGUCAUAUCACAAUUGAACAUUCUGCUUUUACCGGAUUGAAUAUUACAAAAUCAGAAGAUGCAUUUACGUUACAUCAUAUUACAAUAAAGAAAAGUAAAGGAUUUGGAAUAUUUGUUAAUACUAGUAGUGGUUCAGCACACUUCGAAGAUUGUAAUAUUAGCGAGAAUGGUGCCGAUGGUAUUCGUUAUGUUGGUCAUGAUUUAAGAUCAGAUGAACGUAAAGAUAGAACUAAAAUUCACGAUUUUUGUACUUUACCAACUACAUCUGGUCAGACUUAUCCGAUUUCAAUAUCGGUUCAGCAAUCAUUAUAUGCUGGAGGACAAAAAGAAUGUUCAAAAUAUUUUAUUACUAAACCAGGGUAUGUUUUAACUGUUCACUUUGUUUACUUUACUAUCAUGCAAAAUGAAACAGCUCAAAUAGAUCUAUUUGACGGUUCUUCAACUAAUGAUAGAUUGCUGGCAACAUGGUUAAUCAGAAAUUCCACUCGUCUGCAAAGUGUUGUAAGCACAAGAGAUAAAAUAUUUGUAAGAUUUAGGGCGAAUCCAAGAGCUGAAUUACUCGGAUACCUUAAAUUAACGACAGGACCUUCAAAAUCGUAUGAUCUUAAUGUAACAAACACCAUUAUAAAUGAUAAUUCCGGUCGUGGUAUUGCGAUUGAUAAUUUAAGAUCCCAAAUUCAUGUAUUGGGUUCAUUCAUAAUGAACAAUGGACACGUUUCUGGUUUACACGUUACAAGUGGUGCUGGAGAUGUUAAUGUCACUAAUAGUAAAAUCAGUUUUAAUCAUGGUGACGGUAUUAAUAUAACUUAUUACGGUGGUCACAGAAAUGUGUCCCGAACUUCUUUAAGCUCAAAUACUGGAAAUGGAUUUGCUGUUUGGCUUAAUGAAACUAACGAUCUCGAUAGAAUGGAAUUUCUUUUUAUCAAUCAAACUACAACUAUUGAAUAUUCUAAGAUUAUUUCGAAUCUUGAAAUUGGAGUAAGGCACGGAAAUUUUUGUGGCCCAAUGUGGGUUAAUAUCACGGGAAAUUAUUUUAAUGAUAGCGUCCUAGAUUCUGUCAAUAUUGGAAGUUGUUGGUUUGAACAAAAGGCUUUGCAAAAUAGACUGAAUUUACAAAUAGGUCAUAAUAAGUUUGAAUAUAAUCAACGUAAUGCAAUCGCUUUAAGCCCUGCUUUGAAUUUGAUUGGAAAAAUUGAAUAUAAUAGAUUCAGGUAUGGAAGAUUUGGUUCGAUUCUUGUUAGAAAUCCAGCGUGGGAAGAAUUUCAAAUACUUCCAGUUCGCAUUAUAGUUCACAGUAACGAGUUUUAUAACAAUCAGGGUUCCUAUGUUAUUUCGUUAGGCGUAACACCGUAUUCAGACAGAGAUACUCAAUCAAUUUUGUUUACGAGAAAUUAUGUUAAAGACAAUGUAAUUAAAGAACCUUUUGGAACUGUAGCUAAAAAAGGAGAGGGUCCCAAUGGUUCUGGAAGAUUAAAUCCAAGAUCUCGAGUUGCAGCUACUAUUGUAGUAUCGUCUAACAAUGUUGAAAUAUUUCGUAACAUUAUCUCGAACCCUCAUUCAGCAUAUGAGAUUGGAUCACAAUUUUCUGAUCAAAGAGAAGUAAUCAACGCGACUUUUAAUUAUCUUGGAGAAACUAAUGAGGAGAAAGUUUUUGAUAGACUAUUUCACAGAAAAGAUCGUUACGAUUUAGCUAAAAUAGAAUACAUACCAUAUUUGCUACAUAGAUCGAACCCAGGAACAACGUCAGUUCUCAGUAUUCCACAAUUUGUUCCUAAGUUUUUAACAACAGGUUCCGAAUUUAUUGGUGGUGAAGUUGAUGGAUUAGAACGUAUAACACCAGGAGACUACACAGUUACAAAAGAUAUUAAUAUAAGACCAGGUGGUAAAUUAAUUAUUGAACCAGGGGUAAAAUUAUAUUUUGAACCUAGCGUAGGAAUGAUGGUAGCAGGAAAAUUGGAAGCAAGAGGAAGACGCCCUAAUGAUAUAAUGUUUACACUCAAACGAGAACCUGUUAUGUUCGAUGAUAAUGAUGCGGAAAAUAUUCACCAUUCCGGUGAAAGUGAAAACAUGCAAGUAGUUGAUAUUGAAACAGGAACUGUAAUGAAUGCUUCGGAACCCCCAGAAGUUCCAAUUAGAUUACUUGGCGGAAAUACAAAUCGUGAAGGUCGGCUACAAGUAUAUUUAGAUGGCCGUUGGGGAACAGUGUGUGACUAUGGGUGGUCAAUAAUUAGCGCCGCUUUAGUUUGUAAUCAGUUGGGUUAUGCAUUAAAUCCUAUGGAUUGGCGAAUGUUACAAUCUGAAAUUCCGGGGAGCGGUACAACUGAAGAUGUUUUGUUAUCAAAUGUAAGAUGUACCGAACAUGACACAGAUGUAACAAAAUGCCAAGCAGAACGAGCGUCACGUGGAGAGUUCGAAAAUUCUUGUACUCAUGAAAAUGAUGUUGGAAUGCGAUGCUAUGAAGGAGCUUGGGCUGGUUUAAGGUUUAGUGCUUUAGCGGAAAGAGCUGAUUUACAGUACAUUACCGUAGAAAAAGCUGGUCUGUUUGACUAUACAACAAAUUCAUUUAAAGCAGCCAUUCAACUAGAUUUUGCUCGGCAUAAUUUUGAUAAUAUACGAGUUAUUAAUAAUUUACAUGAUGGAAUGAGUGUUAUUUACUCCCAUAUAUUUACAGACAAUGUAAAUAACGUAAAAGAUUCCGAAUUUUCUCAUAAUAAUGGUAAUGGAAUAAGUUUGAAACAAUUAGGACUUAUGGUUGAUAGGACUGAAAUUACGGAUAAUCUUGGUAGCGGAAUAGCACAUAAUCCAGUACUCUCUGCAAUAGAGCAAAGGGAACUUUCUGGAUGGUUCUAUAUACCCCCAGAUUUUAGCUCACUAGAUCUUAAAUAUGAUCCAUAUAUGUUACCCUCUAAUGAUCGCAACAUAGAUUUGGAACAAUAUGAUACUAAACAUAUAUUAACAGAAAGACAUUUUGGUGAAGAAGUAGAACGAAAAAUCAAUAUUAGAUGUCCACCUGGCUAUGUGAUUGGUAUACAACUAUUGAAUCCAAUUGAAAAUCGUUCAACAGAAGAAAUUUUUAUUUUCGAUUCUCGUACUGAGAAUUCUCAUUCAGAUAUAUGGCAAGUCAAAAGAGAUCUUUCCGUGUUUCCGAUGACAAGUAGUAGUUAUGGAGUUAUUCUGUUAUAUAAAAGUGGUACGAGAGCCUUGGGUGGAACAGUACUACAUGUUUCUAUAUUAGGAGCGCCUGUACAAAAUAUUCGGAAUAAAAUUGUUCGGGGUCCCGAACCAACUCUUAAAAUUCAGUUAUCGCAAAUAAAACGUAAUUUUAGAGGAAUAUCUGGAACGUAUUAUAAUAGAUAUUUAGGUGAAAAAGGAGAACAUUUUCUGAGAAAGGCUAAUGAGUCAAUAAAAAUUAAUUAUUCUGAAAUAAGUAACAACAAACACGAGGCUAUUUAUAUUGAAGCACCCUUUUGGGAUGUCCACGUUAGUAAUUUAUCAGAAACAACAAUUCAUGUAAAUAAUUCCCUAAUAAUGAAUAAUGGACAAGGUAUUCGUCAAUUUUCUAAAGACUUACGUUCGUCAAAUAACUUGUACCACUAUGUACUUCAAAGUGUAACAAUUGAAGGUAAUUACCAUGGAGGGAUGGAUAUUAGUCUUCCCUAUGUUUGGCAAUAUAACGAAAAUUUUACUCAUUCAAUUUAUUUAAACAAUAACACAUGGAAAUCCAAUUCCGCUUUUGAGAUUUCUAUCAAAGGACAUUACGCUCAAUUCAAUAUGUCUUCAAAUGUUUUUAUUAAUAAUAUUUGUAAAACUGGUUUAGUAACUUUACGAGGAAUGGAGAAGAAAAUUAAAAUUGAUAAUAACCGAAUCGAAAAAAAUAAUGCGCAAUUUAUUUUUGAAUUUAAGGCCGACAGUUUAAGUGAAAUUAUGGGUGAAGUUCCAGCAGUUGUAACAUUGAAUUCCAUUGAAAACAAUAAAUAUGAUCCAUUCGCCAGUCAUCGUCCUUCCCACUUAAUGACUCCAUUAAAGAAGUUAAGAUCUUAUAUAAAAGAUCCUACCACUGUCAUCAAAUUUGGUGGAAUUCAGAAAGCUCAUGUAACUAGAAAUAUUUUCUCCAACAAUGAAAUGGAUUAUGAUUUAAUAGCUGGUAUUAAGUCGGCACGAAUAAAAAAUUAUUUACUUGCUCAAGAAAAUUGGUGGGGUACUACUGAUCCAGACAAAAUUGUAGCACGAAUAUUUGAUUUUGACGACUGGAAUAAUCACGCAGAAGUUAUAUAUGAACCGUAUUUAAUAGAGCCUACAUUUGAUGGAAGUAUUUCAAUAAUUAGUAGCUCCAAAGUUGACAUUUUAGAUUUGGAUCAGUUUGGAGGGAGAAUUCUAAAUGAUGUUACUAUAAAUCGACGUGAUACUCCAUAUUUUAUUCAAUCGGAUUUAACUGUCAUGCCUGAUGCAACUUUAUCUAUUAAUCACGGAGUUGUAAUGGAAUUUAGUCCAAAUGUGGGAAUUUUGGUUUUAGGUACCUUAAGAGCAGUUGGUUUUAGAGAUUCUGAAAUUAUCAUGAGGGCUGCAAGAAGUAAUCAAUCGAUGGCAUUAAAUCGGUUUGAAAGAUCAAUUGAAGCUUUUGAAAAUUUAAGACAGUAUGAUUCAAUACGACUAUGUACUGGUCGAAAUUGUUCUUCGAGUGAAAAUGAGGAUGAUAAGUAUGAAGGAUUUUUAGAGUACUUCAAUCACACAACAAGACAAUGGGUUCCAAUAUGUGAUAGACGAUUUACAGAACGUAACGCACAAGUGGUUUGCAGAGAAUUGGGUUUUGAUCCAAUAAAUAUUUACUAUAGUCAUGACCGUCGAAUUGAAUUUCACACAAAUUCUUUAACUCGAAUUUGGUCUUGGGUUGAACCAAUGGAAUGUCAUGGAGGUGAAUCUAGAUUUGAAUUAUGUCCUGAAAGAUUAAAUGGCCAGCUAUACGGAAGAAGACAUGAAUGCCAUUGGGAUGAUCAAUUUGUAUUCGUGAGUUGUAAUGGAAUACCAAAUAAUAAAAACUAUUGGGGUGGUAUACGAUUCGCUAAUUCUGACUUCGAAGAGUUAAAGUCAUCCGCGCAACAGAGUCAACUGGAAUUUGUUAGAAUUGAACAGGCUGGUAUGUUGCAUAAUGAAAAAUCACCAGCGAUAGAAGCUGUUUAUAAGACACCAUCAAUUAGUUACGUCACGAUAAACGAUUCCGUUCAUCACGGAAUUAAUCUAAUAUCACCUGUUGACACAAUCAGAAUACAAUACUCAAGUAUAAAUAACGUACUAGGUAAUGGAAUAAAUAUAAUUUCAAUGACUGGGGAGAGUAGACCAAGCGAUGAAUCAAGUUUUUCCCCAUUGAAAAACUUGGAUUUGCCGUAUAAUAUAUUUUCAAUGAUAGACAUUUGCGAUACAAUGAAAGAAAUAACAAUUGAAGAACGUGUAAUUUUAUAUUAUAAGUAUGAUAAUAAUCCAGUCAAUUGUGUAAAAAUUUUCGAAACAGCACAUCGUGUAAAACCUAUUGGUUUCAGAUUACUUCAAGCAAAUUUAUUCAAUCAUUCCAAAGAAUACGGUCGUACUGAUGCUUUACAUUUAUAUGACGGAGAUAUUUAUAACAUGUCGUCAAUAUUUAUUGACAAAAUAGAAGCGAAUUCACCAAAUGAAAAUAGAUUUUUUAAAACAAAGGGUUCAAUUUUAAGCGUUCGUUUAAUUGCCAGUGGUGCACCAGCUUUCCAUGGUUUCUUUGCUGAAGUUGUAACUGUUCCAAUAUCAACAAUCGGUUUUAAUCGAGGAGUCCAACAUAACAUAACAUAUACCGAAAUUUCAAACUCCAAUGGAGGCGCUGUGGCAUAUUCAUCGGCGGGAGAACUCACUCCAAUUUUAACUUUUGAACGUAAUCGUUUCGAAAAAAAUUGUAGACAGUUAUAUGGAAAUUUUUCCACUUGUGAGCAAGUUUUAAAUAUUGAUGUUCAAAAUAUGCCUCAUCUUUAUUUUAUGAAUAAUUUAAUAUCUGAAAAUCAAGGUGGCUUAAGAAUUCGAGCUGAUUCAAGAGGUCGUGCUACAACAUUAGAUGGUGAAAUUCAACAUAAUUUAUUUGUUAAAAAUAAAAAUCGACCAUGUUUACAAGUUGAAGGAAGGCAGUCAUCUUUAGAUCAAAAAGUAACAAUUUUCAAAAAUUAUUUCAGCCAGAAUAAAGCAAAUUAUGAAGUUGUUAUAAGACUACAGCAAGUUGUUUCGAAUUUUACACAUAAUUAUGUUCAUAGUAAUCAAGGUGGCAGAAUUAUGGAAAUUUCGGGUUUUGAUAACGUCAGAUUAAAUGAUUAUCAGACAACAGUACAUAAUGGAUUUUAUGAUAAUGUUGCGACUGAUUGGCGAGGUAGAGCUACAAUUGUUGCUGGAACAGCUGGACAAAAAUAUACGGAUAAUAUAUUUUAUAAUCCAGAUAAUGAUUAUGAAAUAAUGACUGUAAAUAGAUCAAUGAUCGAUUAUCAAUUCUGGAGAAACAGCACCGUUGAAAUAUGGAAAACAAAAGUAGAUGCACGAUACAAUUACUGGAGUUAUAAUCAAACGAUCUCAGUUAAAUCAAGAGUACGGGAUAAGUCUGAUGAUCCUAUAUUAUUAGAAGUUGAAGUUAUACCAUUUCAUAUGAAUAAUAAAACUAUAUUAGAUGAAAAAUGCCCACCAGGAUGGUCACUUGUAUUAGAUACAUGUUAUUCAUAUGUAGGAUCACCAAUGACCUUUAAUGAAGCAAGAGAUUUUUGUCGAUCUGAUAAUGCAUCUGUGCCAUUUAUAAGAGCUGACAGUACAACAUUAUGGACAUUUUUGCAAAAAGAAAUGAGUCAUUUGAAAUAUCCUCAAAAAGUUUGGGUGCAAGACUUAAAUUAUAUUGAUCGAUGUACAAGUUUUAUUUAUCAAAGUGUGGAAAUUGAAGAAUGUGAUCUAAAAUUAUCAUUUAUUUGUGAAAUUGAUCCAAAGGUUGUUAUUGCUCCAUUAUCUUGGAGAGCGGACGUUUUUACUAUUAGUAUUAUUUCAGCAUUUAUUAUUGUAGUUUUAUUACUAUUUUUAAUUGGAUUAUGUUGGUAUGCCAAAUCAAAACAUCGACAUGUUCAAAGAUUAGAGCGGCGAAAUAGUAUUAGACAAAGUUUAAGAAGUUUAAAUAGUAUUGAUCCUCAAGGAUCUAUUCGACGUCGAAAUUUUGCAACUUCAUCUAAUACUUUAACAAAGGGAACUUCUAACGAUUAUAAAAAAAUGCAUUCAAAUGGCUCCAUUGAUUCUAUGGAUAAAAGUGUUCUUGAGUCUGAAGCAAGUUUUGAAACAUUUGAUCGAAGUAUAGAUAAUGGUCCAAAUGAUUUUAUUCAUCAAAAUGGAUAUGGUAGAAAACCAAUUGAACAACUAAAUGGAUAUUAUGAUCCAAAGAAACCAAAGCCAAUUUCAAUUGUACCUGCAAUGACUAAAACUGCAACAGUUGGUUCAACUCGAAGUGCUGGAAAAUCAAGAACUUAUGGUUUACCUGAUUAUAAUCCACCAGCAACAAAUUACGAUUUAGCUUUUCGAAAUGAAGGUUUCCGCGAUAAUUCAACAUUCUCAGGUACUCGUAAUAAUUCAUUGAGCACAAAUUUAACCGAAGAUACCCCAAUAAUACAUCAAACUGAUAAUGAGGACAAUGCAUCAGAUUAUUAUGGAAAUGCAAGUACACUGCCAUUAUCAAAUAAAAAUGAUAAUUUAUCAUUUUUAUCUGAACUUAAAACACGUUUACCAGAAUAUGAUUCUGUCGCAAAACCAAAUCAGGGAUUGGGACAUAGUAGUUUCUUUCCUCAUUCUGAAAAUUAUGAUAAACAAAAUCAAAAUCGAUAUCCACCACAUUUACAACAACAACAACAAGAAACGCCAUUACCAUAUCAUAAAAAAAUUGAUCAAUUUAAUUUUACACCAACAUCAGGCACAUCUGAUAGUCUUCAGGGAUCUAAAAAUGAUUUGGAAAUAAGAAGACCGGAUCCAGUAGAUAUACGUAGACCAGAUUCAUAUUAUACAGCAAUGAGAAGUAGUAAAGCGAGUCAACCAAUACAACAACAGAAACGACCGCAGCAAUACCCACAACCACAAGAUGUUCAACAACAUUAUCAGCAGCCCUCACCAUCAAAUUUUGUACCAAAUCCGUCCCCACAAAUUUCCGAAGUUCAAAAGAGGCCAAAGACUGUUUAUAAGCCGUCUAAUGAUAAUCAACAACAAUAUCAGCGAUCAAAAUCAGAAGCUUUAUUAGAAACAAAUUUUGAUGCAAUCCCUGAAAUGGAGGGCAUGAAUAGUGCACUGCAACAAGAGAAUCGUAGUUAUAGUCAACCAUUGGAAACUGCAAUGUAAAAUAAAUAAUGUUUUUGAAAAAUUACAAGUAUAAACUUAAAUAUAUUUGAUUUAUUUUUUUAUAUCAUUAAUAGGUUUUAAGUGUAUUUCUAGAAUAGUUUUCAAUUUUAUGAAAAUUUAUUAAAAAAAAAAAUUUAAAAAAAAUAUAAAAUCGAAAUUCGUUAAAAAUUGUAUAUAUACAAAUAUUAUUUAGGUAGAAUAUUUAAAUUAAACUCAAACUAUUUAAGUGUUAAUUAAUAUUUUUAAUUUUAAGAAUAUUUUUUAUUCUAAUUGUAAUGUAA
This is a messenger RNA of Condylostylus longicornis, 9620 nucleotides long. It is a transcript of the gene bark, whose product is annotated as protein bark beetle. The transcript has 13 exons. The coding region runs from base 1 to 9339 and encodes 3112 amino acids. NCBI's taxonomy places the organism in Eukaryota, Metazoa, Arthropoda, Insecta, Diptera, Dolichopodidae. Gene Ontology annotation, cellular component: membrane. The record is from RefSeq and is a predicted model, not a curated record.